Messenger RNA from Caenorhabditis elegans, 2981 nucleotides. It is a transcript of the gene grh-1, whose product is annotated as Grainyhead-like protein 1 homolog. Gene Ontology annotation, biological process: positive regulation of transcription by RNA polymerase II; regulation of transcription by RNA polymerase II. The transcript is spliced from 8 exons. The record is from RefSeq and is marked reviewed. Bases 2 to 1693 code for a protein of 563 amino acids. Gene Ontology annotation, cellular component: nucleus. Gene Ontology annotation, molecular function: DNA-binding transcription factor activity. Lineage: Eukaryota; Metazoa; Nematoda; Chromadorea; Rhabditida; Rhabditidae.
AAUGUCAUUCCAACUUGACCAAUCAACGUCAGUAAUAAAAACGGCGCCGCCGGGGCGCCUAGAAUUCAAAAACGAGCCAAUCGACAUUGCAAGCUCCAAUAUUCAAGACCUAGCGAAAAUGCAAACAUUAGACGGAUAUUACCAACAGACAUCACUACAACUUCCACAAUCACAACAAUAUCAUCGGAUGUAUGAAAAUGUCUACAAUAACCAGCAGAUUUUAUAUGCUCAAACUCAAAACUUUCAAUAUCCCUCAACAUUACUCACGAACGGCAGUCUCGCACAAACCGAAUGGAGGGGCCAACAAAUGGACACGUCCGCCUAUUCAAAUACAGGAUAUUCGAGGAGCUCGACGAGCCAACAACCUCAGUACACGCAGCAAGUGACUGAAAAUGAGCGGAUUGUGUAUAAGCCAGUUGAUAUGCCAUCACCAGUGGAUUCGGGAAUUGGUGGUGAUAUUAGUAUUUUGAAUCCGAAAGAGGAGUUUUUUACAAGCGCCGAUGGAGGUAGUAUGCUGGAAAGAAGUAGUGAAAGGACACUUAGUCAUCGGGAUUCUCCGCUGGUUAUUCCUAAGUUAUAUAACAAUCUCGGUUUCCAAUAUGUGCUCGAGGCUCCAAUAUCCACGUCAGUACGACGAGAUGAUGAUCGGAUGACAUAUGUGAAUAAAGGACAAUUCUACACAGUUUCAUUAGAGUAUACACCGGAUCUGAACAAAUGUUUGAAGAGUCAGACGGUUAAGAGUCAACUGAUGGUUGUAUUCCGAGAGGACAAGACGUACGAGGAGGAGAUCAAAACGUGGCAAUCUUGGCACGCGCGGCAACACGUGUCAAAGCAGCGAAUCCUGGAAAUUGACAGUAAAAACAGCUCGGGAAUGAUCGGACAAAUCGAGGAGAUCGGCAACAACGCGGUGCAGUUCUACUGGAAUCCGUCGGAUCCAUCUGGAGUAAGGAUUUCCAUCGCUGUUCAAUGUCUUUCAACUGAUUUUUCGACUCAAAAAGGUGUCAAGGGCCUACCGCUUCACGUACAAAUCGAUACUUAUGACGGUGAAAAUGACAAAGUCCCAUUCCACAGGGGUUACUGUCAGAUUAAAGUUUUCUGUGAUAAGGGCGCUGAGCGAAAACUUCGCGACGAAGACAAACGAGCGCAGAAGCGAAAAGUUCAAGAAUACACAGCAGGAGCACUACCCGGUGGCAGGAAGAAGUCCGACGGUGAAUACCAUGAUCAGUGCGAGCGCAGCGAAUUUUACCAUAUGCGAGAACUCGACAAGCCCGCUGCUCUUUUUAUUGCUCCAGAAGAAUUUGAGCCUCGCUACGUGGAUAGUACGAGUCUGAGCUUUGAUAUGUCCGAAAUCGAGCCGAUACCCACGAAAAGGCCCAGGACUUCGGAGAGGAUAAUGCUCUACGUUCGAAAACGAGACGAGCAAAUUUACCAGCCGUUACACGUGGUACCCGCUUCGCUUUCCGGAUUAGCACUCGCCAUAGCCAACAAGUUCGGAGCCGACCCGGAUAAGAUGUCCGGCGUCUACAAACGAUGUGCAAAAGGCAUCACCGUAAAAGUUGACGACGAAAUGCUCCGACUCUACUGCAACGAGGACACCUUCAUAAUCGAUGUGGAGCACGCGACGGACGGCUCAACAGCCGCCACGUUAAUCGAGGUGGCUCCCACCAAUCCAAACUCGUAUUCCAACUCAUGAGAGUAAACCUCUUUAGGUUCUUGUCUUAAUUCUCUUAAAGGAGGACUAACGGUUCGGACGAUUUUGAACGUAUAGACCCAAAAUGUUCUCAAAUGAACGAAUUUCGUAAUGAAACUUCUCAAAAAAUUUCCAAAAAUUUUUUAUGGCGGUUCAAAAUUUCGAAAAAAUUUCACAAAUUUUAGCUAAAAUCUCGAAUUUUGCCUAAUUUUCGGUGUCACAUCGGUCCGAAGUUGGCUUUUUCGGAGUUAUCAUCCUUUAUUGCAUAUAUUGGUAGUUUAUCUCAUUUAAUUUCGUUGAUUAAGGUACAUUUAAAGCCGAUCGGUAACCAAUUUCGACGAUUUUUGGUUACCUAUCGGCUUUAAAUGUAUCUUAAUCGACGAAAUUAAAUGAGAUAAACUACCAAUAUACGCAAUAAAGGAUAAUAAUUCCGAAAAUGUCAACUUCGGACCGAUGUGACACCGAAAAUUAGGCAAAAUUCGAGAUUUUAGCUAAAAUCAGUGUAAUUUUUUUGAAAUUUUGAACCGCCAUAAAACAUUUUUGGAAAUUUUUUGAGAAGUUUCAUUACGAAAUUCGUUCAUUUGAGAACAUUUUGGGUCUAUACGUUCAAAAUCGUCCGAACCGUUAGUCCACCUUUAAAUAUAAUAAUUGUCUUAAAUUAGUCCUAACCAAGGAGUGAAAAUGCAAGUCAAUUUCUUGAAAUUCAUAUUGCAUUUUCCCUUCAGGUCUCCAUAAAAAUCCUCAAAUUCAGUCUUUCAUCCACCACCACCACUAUCCCUCCCCAACCCCUCUUCCAGAUCUCUAUUCAGUUAUUGAAAGCCCCAUCAUCAUCUAUUGUUCGUAGCCGUUUCUAGCCUCUGCUGCACCCUCCAUCUCUUCACCCAACAAGCCCCUCCAACUUUCCAGAGUUUCUCCGGUUAAUAUCUAGCAUUCUAAGGUAUCUGUGGGAAAUUUCCCCAUACAUAUUUCCUAAUAGAAUGGAAGAUUAAUAAUUCCUAUCCUACAUCCAAUAGUAUUCAGCACGAGUCGUUACCACCCCAAUUCUUUCUCCUAUAUAUAUGUGAUAAAAGCCUUUUUUUUCGCUUCUCCUUACUCCAAAUGUGAUCAAUUACCCCUCGACUCCCCAAAAAUCCCCCUCAAAUACCUCGCAUUUUCCCCCGAUACACCUAUUUUCUCCACCCAGUUUGUUUGUCUUUUUGCACUCCAAGUUUUGUCUCUGUAUUAUAUUGUUCUUCUUCUUCUGAGAGAGAAAAAAAUCCAACAAAAAAGACGAUAAAAAGUUAAAUAAUUA